Messenger RNA from Striga hermonthica, 894 nucleotides. The record is from the annotation of a GenBank genome assembly. NCBI's taxonomy places the organism in Eukaryota, Viridiplantae, Streptophyta, Magnoliopsida, Lamiales, Orobanchaceae.
AUGAUGGUCAAAGCCCAUCCACGACCAGCCACAAACAGAGCCGACCUCCCACUCCACGCCACCAAAGUCGUCGGAAAGCUCCACCGCAACCCUCGUUGCAAGAGGAAACACCUCACGAGACCGACACUCCAGGACCAGUGUCCGAGCGAAAUGAGUCCAAGUGGUUAUACUGCUGAAGUUACAAGUCUGUCCUCAAAUGCGUCUGAGAAGGAUGUCUAUGAUUUUUUCGCUUUCUGUGGUGCAAUUGAGCAUGUUGAAAUUGUCAGAGCUGGUGAAUAUGCAUGCACAGCCUAUGUGACAUUCAAAAAUCCUCAUGCUCUAGAAACCGCUGUCUUGCUCAGUGGUGCUACUAUCGUGGACCAACCUGUCUGCAUAACCCGUUGGGGACAUUACGAAGAUGACUAUAAUAUAUGGAAUCAUCCAUCAUGGAGGAUUGAAGAUGAAAGUAGUAGUACAAGUAUGCACGCCCAACCACUCCGAGUGGUCCCGUCUGCUGGAGAAGCCGUCUCCCUAGCCCAGGAUGUGGUGAAAACAAUGGUUGCCAAAGGGUAUGUGCUCGGGAGAGACGCGUUGGGGAGAGCCAAAGCAUUUGACGAGUCCCACCGGGUGUCGGCCACUGCCGUUGCCAAAGUCGCGGAGCUGAGCGAGAGGAUAGGGCUGACCGACAAACUGUUUGCCGGGGUCGAGGCGGCUCGGUCGGUCGAUCAGAGGUACCACAUUUCAGACACCACGAGAACGGCCGUGUCGGCCACCAGCAGGACAGCACUCUCCGCGGCCAAUGCUGUAGUGAGUAGCAGUUACUUCUCAAAAGGGGCACUCUGGGUGUCGGGUGCUCUGAAUCGGGCAGCUCAGGCGGCCGCGGAUCUGGGGAACCGUGGAGGUUCAGCAAAAUGA